Messenger RNA from Nicotiana tabacum (common tobacco), 1890 nucleotides. Its product is annotated as U-box domain-containing protein 26-like. The record is from RefSeq and is a predicted model, not a curated record. Gene Ontology annotation, biological process: protein ubiquitination. Gene Ontology annotation, molecular function: ubiquitin protein ligase activity. Lineage: Eukaryota; Viridiplantae; Streptophyta; Magnoliopsida; Solanales; Solanaceae.
AUUAAUAUACAAAGUGUUUUAUUUAAUGCAUCUUACCAAACGACCAAAUAAUAGACCAUGCAUGAUGUAUUGUGCUCAAUAAAUUGGACCAUUCAAAUUUCAUCAAUAAUGCCAUUUGACGUAAACAGGAGUUAGAUUUGAGCAUGAAGUGUGGGCCCCAAUUAGGUUUGACCAGAGACCAACAUAACCAUGGUUAAAUGAACAAGUUCAAGUUCAGAUCAGCGUAGUAAAUAAAUGAAAACCACACGUGUGGGGUUGAGGGUACUAAGGGUGGUACCAUUUGGUCAGAAUAAGAAGAGAGAGGAGUCCUACGGCCUGUUGGGUUUCUCUCCGUAUAUAGACCGAGAAAAAGUAAAAGAGAAUUUGCAGACUCCUUUUUAGUUUUAGCUUUUUUCUCUAUAUAUAAACCAAACAUUUACUGAUACCCAAAGACUCAAUUCACUGCAAUCCCUUAAAGCAGAUAAAGAAGAAAAAGAGUUAAGGAAACAUGCCUGGAAGUUUAGACCCUUUGGAUGUGGGCGUUCAAAUUCCAUACUACUUUCGUUGUCCAAUCUCCUUGGAGCUUAUGCAGGAUCCGGUAACAGUUUGUACCGGUCAAACGUACGACCGGCAAAGUAUUGAGUCCUGGGUGGCCACCGGCAAUACUACGUGUCCUGUAACAAGGGCGCCGCUUAGUGAUUUCUCUCUUAUUUCAAAUCAUACUCUUCGCCGGCUUAUACAGGAUUGGUGUGUUGCGAACCGGGCUUUCGGAGUUGAGCGGAUUCCGACGCCGAAACAACCGGCUGAUCCGGUUUUGGUCCGGUCGUUGCUGAAUCAAGCAGCGGCUGAGUCGAAUCAUUUGAAGUCUAGGCUUUCGGCGUUGAAGAGACUCAGAGGACUCGCUCGUGACUCGGAUAAGAAUCGAUCCGUAAUUUCGGCGAACAAUGCACGUGAAAUCCUUUUGUCUAUUGUGUUCUAUCGCAUGGAUUCCGACUCGUCCGAGUUGAAUCACGAGUCUCUCGCGCUUCUCUCUUUGUUCCCGCUCUCUGAAGGUGAAUGCUUUUUUGUUGCUUCCGAUCCGGACCGAGUUAGUUACCUGGUUUCUCUGCUUUUUCAUCCUUCUAUCGAUGUCCGAGUCAACUCAGCUGCUUUAAUUGAGGUUGUCGUCGCCGGAAUAAGAUCGGAGCUCCGUGCACAAAUCAGCAGUAUAGAUGACGUCUUCGAAGGAGUAGUCGGAAUUCUGAAUUAUCCAUUAGCCUAUCCGAGAGCGUUGAAAGUCGGAAUCAAGGCGCUGUUUGCUUUAUGCCUAGUGAAGCAACACCGCCAAAAGGCAGUGGCCGCCGGAGCGGUGGAAGCGCUAAUUGACAGGCUACAGGAUUUCGAGAAAUGCGAUGCGGAAAGAGCGCUUGCCACGAUCGAACUCCUCUCCAGGAUUCCAUCCGGAUGCGCCGCCUUAGCGUCGCACGCGCUAACGGUGCCUCUGCUGGUGAAAACCAUCCUGAAGGUAUCGGAGCGUGCAACGGAGUACGCCGCCGGUGCACUGCUAUCGCUCUGCUUGGCGUCGGAACAAGCUCAAAAGGAAGCGGCUGCCGCCGGCGUCUUGACUCAACUGCUGUUGUUAGUCCAAAGCGAUUGUACAGAACGCGCAAAGAGAAAAGCGCAAUUGCUGUUGAAGCAGCUACGCGAUUGUUGGCCGGAGGACUCCAUCGCCAAUUCGGAUGAUUAUUUUGCCUACAGCGACGUCGUUCCUUUUUGAGUAGUUCACCAUUCUUACCUCUGUCUUGCACAAUCUCCCCCAAUUUUUGUAAUUCGAGUAAAAAAAAAAUCAAGUGUCUAGAUUUUGCUAAAUAGGGUAUUAUUCCAGUGUAUGUAAUUUUUGUACCUAAGAAAACAAUUUUUUUUGGCUGGAAA